UAAUAAACUCGUCUAAGUGUGACUCUAACCUGAUUAGCUCAACCGAAGUUCAACUUACCUGGAACCAGUGAAAGUUUGGUCAUGUCCAGCCUUUUGAAGGUGUGCAGGGCUACCUCUCGCCUGGGCUCUCUGAGGCGUUCAUUUGCGGCUGCAGCUAUUCCAGAACCGGACAGGAACCCCGACGUCAAAUACACCGGGAUCUUUAUCAACAAUGAGUGGCAUGAAUCUGUGAGUGGAAAGACAUUUCCUACCAUCAACCCUUCCACUGGACAGAAGAUUUGUGAUGUACAGGAGGGAGACAAGGCUGACAUUGACAAGGCAGUGAAGGCUGCUAACGAUGCCUUCAAGUUUGGGUCAGAAUGGAGGCGUAUGGACGCUGCACACAGAGGGCUGUUGAUGUACAAGCUGGCAGACCUGGUGGAGCAGAACAGGGCUUACCUAGCUGCCUUGGAAACACUGGACAAUGGAAAGCCUUUCCAUGUGGCCUAUACUGCUGACCUGCCACUGGUUAUUCAGUGUUUAAGGUACUAUGCUGGCUGGGCUGAUAAGAUUGAGGGAAAGACCAUACCAAUAACUGGUGACUUCUUUGCAUACACUCGUCAUGAGCCAAUUGGAGUAGCUGGUCAAAUCAUACCUUGGAACUUCCCCCUCUUGAUGAUGGCGUGGAAGAUUGGUCCAGCUCUGGCUGCUGGCUGCACAGUGGUGUUGAAGACGGCUGAACAGACUCCUCUCACAGCUAAUGUUGUAGCCCAGCUGGCUGCAGAGGCUGGCUUUCCCCCAGGUGUCUUGAAUGUGGUCCCUGGUUAUGGUCCUACUGCAGGAGCAGCUCUCGCAGCACACAUGGAUGUGGAAAAACUGGCCUUCACUGGAUCUACUGAGGUUGGUCAGAUUGUGGGUAGACUGGCCAAUGACAGCAACCUGAAGAGGGUCACUCUAGAGCUGGGAGGCAAAAGUCCAAACAUUGUGCUGGCUGAUGCCAACUUGGAAGAUGCAGUGGAAACCAGCCAUUUUGGCCUUUUCUUCAACCAAGGGCAAUGCUGCUGUGCUGGGUCCCGCAUCUUUGUUGAGGAAUCGAUUUAUGAUAAGUUUGUGGAGGCUAGUGUGGAGAGAGCCAAGUGCAGAACCGUUGGUGAUCCCUUUGAUCGCAGUAAUGAGCAGGGUCCACAAAUUGAUGAGGAGCAGUAUAACAAGAUCCUUGAUCUGAUCGAAAGUGGCAAGAAAGAAGGAGCCAAGUUGGGAGUUGGCGGAGAGAAAAUGGGCAGCAGUGGGUACUUCAUUCAACCCACUGUCUUCACUGAUGUGCAGGAUGAUAUGAGGAUUGCUAAAGAAGAGAUUUUUGGACCUGUGAUGCAGAUCCUGAAGUUCAAAACAAUGGAUGAGUUGUUUGAGCGGGCUAACAAGACCAUGUAUGGGCUGGCAGCCAGCAUCAUGUCGAAUGACAUGGACAGAGUGAACUAUAUUGUCCAGGGACUGAGAGCUGGGACAGUGUGGGUGAAUGCCUUCGACAAAUUUGAUGCAUCCAUGCCAUUUGGUGGCUACAAGAUGUCUGGCAAUGGACGUGAGCUUGGGGAGUAUGCUUUGGAUAACUACACCGAGGUUAAGAGUGUGUGCAUCAAGAUUCCACAGAAGAACUCUUAAGGUGCGGGUGCACUUCAAGAACCUUCAAAAUCUGCAAUAUCUUUCAUGCUGUCAUGGACCAUAGUUGAAGCAGCUUAAAUGCCAUUAAGAUUUUUACUAACAGUGCAAAUAUACUGAGAAAUAUGAGUGUAUAUUUUAAUAUACUCAGUAGUCCAUGGCCCUUUUUAAUUGGAGUGGUAUACUUAACUGAUUCAGUCUGUAUCAGAUCCCUUUGAGAGAUAGACAAUUUAAUAGCCUGGCUAUUAGGUAAGACUUAAUAGAGCCCAAGAACCAUUAUAGAUUGUAUCAGUUGAGUAUACCCUCUGAUGUGAAUAUGGCCUGUGUAGGAUUGUAUUUCUUAAUAUAGAUAUAGAAAGAUUGUAUGAGAUUUAGAGUCACUACAACAUUGUUUAUUUACAUGUGCAGCAUUUUUUGUAUGCAAAUCACAUUCUCAUUCAUGGUAAUUACAAAUUAAUGCAGUAAAUUUGCUGCUUUAAGUAUUGACUUGUGCAGCAUUUUUUGUAUGCAUAUCAAAUUCUCAUUCAUAAUAAUUACAAAGUAAUGCAGUAGAUUUGCAGCUGUGUGAUAUAACCAGAUACAGAAUUGCUGACUUUUAUUUUUUACCUUGUCAGCCUUAGAUGUGUUGUGACGCAUUAAUCAAGAUUUAUUCCUAUCUUGCCAUUAUUCAUGAUGAUUAUCAGACAGGAAAAAAGUUAAUUUUAAUAGUGUGAAAAAUAUUAUGAUUCAGAUAGCACAAUGUAACAUGCCAAAAUUAACUUUUAAUAAGCAAUAUUUAGUUGCAAAAACAGUAUUCAUAAAUGUCAGUGAUUGCAAAUCACUGAUUAUGAGCACAAAAUUCACAUUACUAUUACAUGUAUGAAGUCAUUGGCACUGUAUCAGAAGCAUUAUUUGCAGUCAGAAUUAAUAAAGUGUACUUGAAGGUGAGACAGUUUUCAUGUUAAAGCUGUCAGAAAAGGUACCUUUGUAAAUGCUGUUGUACCGGUGUAUAUACAAGCUGUGAUUGAAUAAAAACAAUAUAUGCAUGGGCUAUA
Lingula anatina is the source of this 2669-nucleotide messenger RNA. Its product is annotated as aldehyde dehydrogenase, mitochondrial-like. Gene Ontology annotation, molecular function: oxidoreductase activity, acting on the aldehyde or oxo group of donors, NAD or NADP as acceptor. The record is from RefSeq and is a predicted model, not a curated record. Lineage: Eukaryota; Metazoa; Brachiopoda; Lingulata; Lingulida; Lingulidae.